CAAAAUUAAAUUAUCACAACAAAAAUUUUAAAAACAAUUGUAUGUUUGUACUAAUAUUAUUAUUUAAUUUAACAUAUUUAUAUUAAUUUAUAUUGAUUUAAAUUGUUUUAGAAUGAUUUAAAUUGAUUUAAGUCGUAUAAACCGACUUUUAGAACCAUGAUUCAAAUUAAAACAAAAAAUAUUUAUUGAGAAACUCUCUCCUAUAAUUUAUUUAAACAUAACUUCUCUCAAGGCUCAAGUCGCCACAAACUUUCCUUCCUUUAUCCAUUAUCCAAAAACACGAAAGAAAGAAUCUAGCAAAUUCUUAACAGUCGAUGGAUCAAGAAGGAUCAUCACAAAGCCCUACCGGGCAGGGCCGUUCUCCCUCUGCACCCUCUAAUUCUACCGCACCGUCCCGGUCCCGUUGGUCACCUAAACCGGAGCAAAUCUUGAUACUCGAAUCCAUUUUCAACAGUGGUAUUGUCAACCCACCAAAAGACGAAACAGUGAGGAUAAGAAAAAUGCUUGAGCAAUUUGGUGCAGUGGGUGACACAAACGUCUUCUACUGGUUUCAAAACCGACGUUCAAGAUCUCGCCGGAGACAGCGGCAGCUUCAAACCGCUACUGCCGCAGCCGUCACUUCCAGAGGAGCUGAAGACCAGCAGCACAUGACGACCAUGAGCAUGCAUCAUCCUUACAGAAACAACGAGAUUAAUUUGGGAUUUGGAAGUUGUAGCAACUCGUCAGCUAAUUUCUUCUUUAAUGAUCCUUCAUCUCAAGUAUCUUCCUUUCUUCUCGGUCACUCGUCUUCUUCCUCGAAUGGUGGAUGUGAAAGUAACAAUGGCAUGGAGAAUCUCUUCACAAUGUAUGGCCAUGAAUCUGAUCAUCCCCAUCUUCAUCAGCACAGCUCAAAUGAUGCAACAAUUUCAAACCCAUCUGACCAAAACUCCAGUUUCCACUAUCAACAAGGGUUAAUGACGGUGUUCAUAAACGGAGUUCCAACGGAAGUAACAGAAGGAGCAAUAGACAUGAAAGCAAUGUUCGGUGAAGACUUGGCGUUAAUGCAUUCCUCUGGUCUUCCUCUUCCCAUUGAUGAGUUUGGUUUCUUGAUGCAUUUUUUACAACAUGGCCAAUCUUAUUUCCUGGUAACUCAGUUUAACUCACUUUUAUCUAUCUAAUUAAUAUAUAGACAUCUUGUUACUCUAUAAACAAAAGUACUCAUAAAUAAAUUCUUUAAUAAUUUUCAGACCCUUUGGGUCGUCUGUGAAUCCUUUUCUAUAAAUUGCGAGAUAAAUCUGUUUUCCUUUAAAUUACUAAAUCAUGUGUAUAGAAUGUGCUGAAACCUAAUUAUUCUGGUCAAGUCCUUAAUUUCUGCAGAUAAUAAUGUCGAGAACCCAGUUCAGUGUGUAUCUAAGCUAGAUCAUAAAAUAUUCCAGCAUAAAAUAUAGUUAAAUACUUAUAUAUAGAUUUGACGAUUUUCGGUUUUAUGCAAUAAAUGAAUAUCCGUAACUGAAGUUUUGUAAUUUAAGUAAAACUUUACGGAUCGAUUUCAGCUCUUAUAAACACACGUAUAUAUUUCUAACUGUUGGUUAACAAAAAAAAAAAAAAAAAACAUGAUAUAUUUCAUUUUUAAUAAAGAAUAUACGAAUAAACACAAGAACCAAUGAAAUCCGUCUUUUUGAGGAUAAGUAUUUAAUUGAGUUCAUUGGCAAAAGAGUUCUUGGGAAAUUAUAUUCUUGGUCAAACAAAUAGACAGCCAUUUGUUAGGGCUUUCCAAUAUGGUCAUCAGUUGAUUAAUUAACACAGUUAUAUUAUUCUUUU
Molecule: messenger RNA, 1800 nt
Organism: Brassica napus (rape)
Lineage: Eukaryota; Viridiplantae; Streptophyta; Magnoliopsida; Brassicales; Brassicaceae
Product: WUSCHEL-related homeobox 12-like
Exons: 2
Coding region: 315-1157 (280 amino acids)
Biological process (GO): adventitious root development
Molecular function (GO): DNA-binding transcription factor activity; DNA binding
Source: RefSeq, a predicted model, not a curated record